Messenger RNA from Camellia sinensis, 2773 nucleotides. The record is from RefSeq and is a predicted model, not a curated record. Lineage: Eukaryota; Viridiplantae; Streptophyta; Magnoliopsida; Ericales; Theaceae.
AAAAACAAUUUAGGGUCAAAUUCCUUUCUCCUUCUUGUCAUGAUCAAAGAUUUUUCUCUCCAAACCACCCCUCCAAGCUCAAUUUUGUGUGCCCUAAUCUUAUAAUUUCACAAGUUAAUCUCUCUCUCUCUCUCUCUCUCUCCAUCCUGUAAUUACCUAAAAAUUUGCCCUACAUUUUUUUGUUGUACCUUCCGUAGUCCUCCCAUCCGGUGUGCUGGCAAAGCUCCACCAUGUUCAUCAUUUUUCAAAACACCCCAAAACCCUCUAACCCUUAAUUUUACUGCUCUCACUCUCACAAUCUCACUACCCUUUUUCUUCAUUUCCUGUCGAUAAAGAAACCAUUUGGUUUUCAACUAAAACCCACACGAGGUAAAUGUUUUUUUUUUUAAUUUAAUUUAAUUUAAUUUUUUCCCAAACAAAACAGAGCAUAUGUAUAGAGUGUAUCGCCUUUAUCUUUUGCCCUAAACAUCAAUAAAAUUUAAUUGAGUUGAUUGGGUCAAUUUGUUGAUUCUGUGUUGUACCAUUAUAUUUGAAAGAAAUACAAAGAAAGAAAAAUCGAGGUUAAUGGCAGGAUGGUCAGAAUCAGAAGAUGGGUUGGGUUUACAAAACGUUGAAAUUGUUCAGACUUUUAAGAGUAAAAACAAGUUACAUUUCGAUCUUGGUUCGUCUGUAAAAGAUGGUAAUGUUGAUGAUUGUGAUGAGAGACUGAGGAGCUUGUUUGAUCAAGUUCUUUUGGUUUUUUUGAGGGAGAUUUAUGGAGAGAAAUGCAUUCGGCCCGUUCCGGCACUACUCGGAGACGGGCAUCCAGCGGAUUUGUUUAAUCUUUUCUGGGUAGUUUGGAAAAUAGGUGGGUAUGAUUCCGUUUCGCGGAAUGGUUUGUGGGAUUUUGGUGGACUGAUAGCAUCUGUAAAGUUAGUUUAUAUGAUGUAUUUAAAUGAGCUGGAUCAAUUGUUGCGAACGAUUUGUAGAGAUAAGAGGUUGCGAAGUGGAGAGAGUGAUGUUGGUGAGAAAUUGGGUUUGUUGUUGUUGGAGUUACAGAAAGAGUUUAGAUCUUUAUUGUAUGAUGAUGAACAAGAUGUGAAGAAGAAAGAUGGUAAACUUGUGGAAUUGGAAUCGAAGAAAAAUGGGAAAUACAAUGAUUUGGAUAUCGAUAAGAAAGAGGUGAUUUUACCAGCUGCUAGAGACUUUAGUGAAGUGCAUGUUUAUGCAGAAAAAACUAUCAAUGAUGAUGACAAAAAUUUGUGUGUCAAUGAUGCAAGCAAAAUCAAUGCUUCGGACAAGACUGUUGUUAACCAAGUGUCUACUUCUAUGAAGAGAAAACGAGAGUCUCUAUCUUUUUCAGGAAUGGUGAAUUGGGUGACUGAAGUUGCAAAGCAUCCUGAUGAUCCUGCAAUCGGGAGAGUACCUGAGUGCUCUAAGUGGAAUGAUUAUAGCAGCGAUGAGUUCUGGGUCCAGGCUUUGUUGGCAAGGAAAGCUCUUUUGACAAGACAUGUCAAUUCAAACACAGUAGAAUCUCCCUUGCAGAAGAAACAAAAAAUGCAUCCCUCAAUGUAUGAUGAUAGUGAUUUUCUUAAUCACCAACCUGGCGAGCGAUUAAGAUGCAGUGAAAGGCUUCCUUCUUUUAUAAAACAUCGCUCUUGCCCCUGCUGCAACUCAUGCUCAGCCUCCGCUCAAAAUAAAGUUGCAACUCCUCGCAAGAUGGAAGUGGAGAAUAACCCAAAGGAGCAAGCUCUUUCGAGUGUGGAGAUACCUGGCACAAAUGAAAUUGAUGGCAUAUUGACCGAUGUGCCCCUCCAGAAGCACGUUUCUGUGGGCCCUCUCUUUCAAGCUGAAGUCCCCGAGUGGACCGGUGUGAUUUUCAAGAGCAAUUCAAAGUGGCUCGGCACAAGAAUGUGGCCUCCAGAAAAUGGAAUACACAAUUCCAUUAUUAAAAUGGAGCGCAUUGGCAAAGGGAGAGGAGAUUCAUGUGAUUGUCAACUUCCUGGUUCUGUUAGGUGCGUCAGAUUUCACAUUGCCGAGAACAGAAUGAAAUUGAAGUGUGAACUUGGGUUGUUGUUUUAUCAUUGGCGAUUUGAUCGGAUGGGUGAGGAAGUCUCACUUUCGUGGACAAUGACAGAAGAGAAGAGAUUCAAAGAUUUGGUAAGAUUGAAACCCCCAUCCCUAAACAAGUGCUUUUGGGAUGGCGCAUUCAAGUUCUUUCCUACCAAAACGAAGGAAAAGUUAGUGAGCUAUUACUUCAAUGUGUUCCUUGUCCGGCGCAGAACAUAUCAGAACCGAGUGACUCCAAAAGAUAUAGACAGCGAUGAUGAUGAAUCAGAAUUUGGAUGUGUAGGCGAUAGUUAUGGGCACGAGGCACUGAAUAUUCCAGGCCCUAAAUUACCCAUUUGUGUCGAGAAUAAGCAGUGCAUUGAUUUGUAGUCUAUCAUAAGGACUUCCUGGUUCUUCUGCAGAUUUGUGCCCGAUAAAUUUUGAUGAGAGCUGAAGCACUCGCGAAUGAGAGAGACUGGGAGAGCAGUUGUUAUGUAGCGGUCUCAUGUGGGUUGAGCAAAAAAUUUGGAAUUGGCACAGGUGAAGUAUAUCCAUAGUUAUAGCGAGAGUUCAGUUUAGAGAGUUUGUAAUGCAGAUUGGCGUUGCUUCUUGUGAAUAUUGUGGAGCAACACCAAAAAUACUCAUCCAAUGUUACAAGUUUUGAAAUUCUCAGAUACCAUGUAUUUACUUGAAAGGUAAGUUGAGAUGGAAGUUUCUUUUCAGCAUGGCACUUGAUAAUUCUUUA